AUGGCUAAUGUUACUACGAUUAUUCCUGCUCUAUCACCACCAGCAGGAAAGACAUCCAACUUCGUUGAUCCGGAUUACAUCGGUACCAAGUUUUUAGUGGUAAACUGUGUGUUCUUACCGCUCGCCUUAAUAGGUCUCGUAAUAAGGACAUGGACACGACUAUUUGUUGUGCGAAGCUUUCGCACAGAUGAUUAUUUUAUGGUCAUAUCACUCAUAUUAUCAUGUGUACUGACUGGAGUGACAUUGGACAUGCUCAAUUGGGGUCUGGGACGACACAUGUGGGAUGUUCCAUUAGAAAUUUUCUCUCCAAUGUUUAGCAAGUUGAACCUCAUCGCCGCCAUCUUCUACUGCGCAGCUACCGGAUUCACCAAAUGCUCAGUCCUCAUAUUUUACCUCCGAAUCUUCCCCAGUCGGAAUUUCCAUAUGGUAGUUUGGACGAUCGUUUUCAUCGCAGCUGGAUAUAGUAUUGCCAGUAUUCUUGCCAACAUUCUCAGCUGCCACCCGGUAGCGAAGUCCUGGGAUUCAACUAUCACAACGGGAUAUUGCAUGAACCGACCAGUCUUUUAUUUCGCCAAUGCUGGAUUGGGUAUCUUUACAGAUUUUGCCACAGUCGUGGUCCCGAUACCAUGGAUCCGUAAAUUACAGAUGCCGGUGCGACAGAAGCUUGCAGUUGUCGCUAUUCUUGCGAUGGGAUGCUCCGUCGGAAUUGUCAGCUGCAUUCGUCUUGCUAGCUUAUAUAAACUCUUGACGAGCACCGACCUCACUUGGACCACCACUAAUGCUCUCAUGUGGUGUACGAUCGAAUUGAACCUCGGUAUCUUCGGUGGCUGCGUUACAGCUAUUCGACCGUUCAUACGACGAUACUUCCCCCGACUUCUGGGUCUAUCUUCCGGUGGCGGCUACGAUUCUUCUCGAUCACGAAAACAAGUUCAUCCUCUUAAUUCUCUUCCGAAAAGCCGGCCUGAUUUCUCCGGUCGCGAUGCUCAUUAUUCUACUACUCUCACUACGCUCCGGGAUACGCCUGGCAAUGAUAGUGAAGAGCAUAUAUUAUCCGGCCAACAUACUAAUAACCAAAACAAGAUCGAAGAGGUGGAAGGUAUUAUUCGAACCGUGGAAUUUGACGUUGAAAACUCGUCAAGGACAGCUCAAAUGGAAUGA
Molecule: messenger RNA, 1158 nt
Organism: Penicillium malachiteum
Lineage: Eukaryota; Fungi; Ascomycota; Eurotiomycetes; Eurotiales; Aspergillaceae
Exons: 8
Coding region: 1-1158 (385 amino acids)
Source: RefSeq, a predicted model, not a curated record